GUGAGAGAGAAAGAGAUAGACUGUGUGUGUUUGAAUGAAUUGUGAUAUAAAGUUAUAAACACAAUCACGCAAAAAACAUUUUUUCUGCACACGCAGAUUUUUUGCUUCUCAACUACUCAAUAAAGACCUACAAAACCUCUUCACAAGUCAGUCACAACACCCUCUCAAACACACACACACACACACACUUCCUCACAAACAAGAACAAAUCAAAAUCAAAUUCAAAUACAACACGAUUUGAUAUAUUAUUGCAAAUGGAAUUGGAAUCAAAAGCACAAGUUGGUAGAGAUGAGAAGCAAUAUGAAGAAAAACACAUUUUUCAUGUGCUGGCUGUGGAUGAUAGUCUUAUUGACAGGAAGCUCUUAGAAAGGCUCCUCUCUGUUUCUUCAUACCAAGUGACCUGUGUGGACUCUGGAGAUAAAGCCUUGGAAUAUCUGGGUUUGCUGGGAAAUAUUGAAGAAGAAAAUAUUGAAGAGAAUGAAAUUAAAAUAUCACCAACAUCUUGCCACACAGUCAUUUCUUGUGAUGAGCCUCCAUCCAAUAAGUCCUCAUCUCACCAAGAGGUAUCAAAAGUUAAUCUGAUCAUGACGGAUUACAGCAUGCCAGGAAUAAGUGGUUACGAUUUGCUGAAAAAAAUCAAGGAUUCGUCUUGGAAAGAUGUACCAGUGGUGGUUAUGUCGUCCGAGAAUGUACCGUCAAGAAUCAACAUGUGCUUGGAAGGAGGAGCAGAAGAGUUUCUUCUAAAGCCCGUGAAGCUCUCAGAUUUAAGCAAACUUCACUCUCACAUCCUUAAAGGCACCAUUACCCAAAACCUCGAAAGCCACAUAAACACAGCUGAAGAAAAUUCGAGCGAUGAGAAAAGCACAACUGAUGAAAGUGUUAGUGAGGAAGAAGAUAAGGAAAACGAUAAGAACAGCAGCAACGCUAACAAGAGAAAGGGAGCUGUGAAGACGCCUCCGGAUCUUACGGACAGAAGGCCACGUGUCAAAGAACUGCCUGUUUCCGAGAUAAUAAUACUAUGAUGUGCUGCUUGCUAUAUAUGCAUGUUAAUUAGCUAGUAAUAUUUUUAUUUUUUGGUCUUUUUG
Molecule: messenger RNA, 1085 nt
Organism: Striga asiatica
Lineage: Eukaryota; Viridiplantae; Streptophyta; Magnoliopsida; Lamiales; Orobanchaceae
Source: the annotation of a GenBank genome assembly